AUGCCGAAGCUGAAGGGAGUCGAAGGGACGAAAUCUCACAAGAAGAUGGGCAUAGCAAAACGAAGAAGACCGAGUGGAACGGCUUCUGUCAAAGGAAAGAGCAAUCUUCGUAACAAGAGAAAGAAGGUUUGAAUUUGGUUAAAUUUACUUGAAAAAAAUCGAUUUGUUUUUAUUUAAUCGCACGCAAUUUUCCUCGAAAUUCUACGAGAUUUGCUCUUACAUAUUCUCUGUUAGUUUCUCUAUUGACCGGGUUAUACCUGACGCUUGUUCGAUUAGUCUUGCUCGACUUUAUCCUGAACUAAAAUUCUUUUUCUUGCAGGAUUUUCUAAAAGUUUUAAUCUGAGUCUUAAAACUUCUGGGCAGUAUUUAUAAUAUUCUAAGGCAUACGCCCGAGAAAUCUUUGAGGAUAUAGGUUAAAAAGUUUUGGCGUCGAGCUCUUGUCUCUCGAUUCGUUUAAACUUGUAGCUUCGAGAAAAAUACUGCAACAUUUAAAGUAUGUUAUUUUCCAUCACGGUUUCUUUUCAUCUAGAUAUAUAUUUUUCUUGUUCGAAUGUCUUCGCCGUUCAAGCGGUUUAGUCAUUUUCCGAAGUUUUGCCCUAUUUGCUUGGAAGAAGCCAGUCGACUAACUACAGGACAGUCUUGUCCUUUAAUAUGAAAGGUUGUGCGUGGAGACCUUCCCUUUCAAAAUAUUAUUUUACUUUUCAAAGCCUCCUGUUUUAUAGUUUUGAGCUCAGAUCCAUUCUUCUCUUUAGUUUGAGGCUAUUGUCAAGAGGGCGCUGGGCCUAUAACAGAAAUCAUUCGAGGAGUCUUACAAUUUGGGUGAAAUGAUUUUUCAGUAGAAAGAAUCAGCUGUGUCUAUGUGCUUUUAAACUGUACGCACAGAGUGCUGGCGUGUCAAAGAUGGGAACGGUAAAAUCCGGCCGCCAGAAAAAAAUUAGCGGGUACCUGUUGUUCAAGAGAGUAACCUAAAAAGCUGCGUGACCAAUAUUUUUGAUGAAAAAAAAUUAGGAUCUUUGGAAUUUUAAAAUAAGAAUUGUGUAAAACUUCCAGACUCAAGCUAAAACUUUUUUUUCAGUCUGGAAGAAGUGUGAGCCCCCGGAGUGAUUCUUCUGAGGACAGCGUGUUGUCGAGUCAAGCAUGCGCACAGAGGUCAUCGGGGAGGCUGAAAAAAAUGGCGGCAAUGUUCAACCGAGAGGCGAGUUUUGAUGAUAAUCGGUCGGAUAUUUACGACGACGAUGAAGAUAGAGGAUUUUUUCAGAUGAAUGAAUCAGAUGAAGGUACAGUUAGUAUUUUAAUGUGAGGAAAAAGCGGCUUAUCUUUUUAUGAGGUGUCUUAUCGUCCCUCAUAUUUUGACAUGCAACUGGUCAAUCCAGGUUGUGUUUACAUUGUACAUUUACAAAAUCUGCUCAGUUUUUUUACUCAGGCAUCCUGUCGAGAGUUCGUGUCUAUUCUCUUAGCAUAAGCAGUUGUCGAUACGUUAUAGUUGAACGUCAAAGUUUUUAAUGGGACUACAUUUUUGCACUUUUGUGAGAUCUGCAUUCUUUGUGCCCUGUAUAAUGUGCAGACUUUAUUAAUGCAGAGAUGCUGAUCACGGACGAUGAAAAUUGUGGAGAACUUUUUUAAACGCCAACACAUGUCAUGACCUUCUUUAAUAACAUUGUAGGUCCCCUACCCUUUCAGAACUUGAGGUGGUUAGAUGGGGUAUUAUUAUUUAAUUUAACAUUGACCAGCCUGUGUGCAUUUUUUUUUUAGCAUUUUUGGUCAUAGUGUGUGACACUCUCAGAUUCUUUGAAUUUCACGUGCUAGGAAAUGCAGUUUGAGAGAAAAUAAAUGUGGCAUAACAUUUAAGCUCAAUUUGCCACCUCAAAUAAAAUCAAACCUUUCCACAACCUCUCUUGGGGACAAAGUUGAGGGUUUGUUGUAGAGAUUUUGCCAUUUUAAAGGGGUCAAACAAGAGUAAAUGUAUCUGCUGGAAGAAAAAAAUGGCCAUUAUUUGUAGAAAGGUAGCUCUUAGGAUAGGUUCAAAAUGUACAUCGUGCAGAUUAUGUUGGUGGACACACUGGAAAGGUGGGUGUAUCAAUGUAUUUUUCUUGUGUAACAAUCACUGUUGGUCUUUUCCCUCUCUUUUGUCAUAGGAAGGGUUGUUUGAUUUUAUUAUAUUAAAGUGUUGGAUCAAUAGUGCAGAAUGUAAAAGGUUGUUGGUUGUCCUUUGACAAUCAAACAGGGAAUGCUGGGACAUAAUUGUGACAGGUCAUGUCGUAAAUAAUGUUCUAAUGCAUAUGUUAUAUGUUAGGGCUGUCAUUAAAGGCUGAGGGCCGGAACUUUCUCCCAGCUUCUAUGACAUGACCCUUUUUUCAUUGGAAAAUGGAACAAAAAUAGAACCAAAAAAAAAUUCCUAGCUGUAUACAUCACCUACGUGAUGUAUUUACCCAGCAAAUUGAAAUCUUAGUGACAUCUCUGUGAUAUUAUACCUCUAAAACAGUGUUUUUUUUUCUUUUUAACUACAUAAGUGAUCACACAUAAGUGAAUGGCCUAGGCUUCAAAGGAAAAUUGAUUUGUAAUACUAUUUCAUAUCAAUUGUUAGAUACUGAGGAUGCAAGUGAGACUGAUAUGGCCAAGCUUGAAGAAGAGUUUACAGAAAUGAAAGAGCAGUAAGUGGCACCAUGUCUAUUAAUGUGUCCAGUUUUCCAUGAUUAGGUCAGCUUGUUGAUCUUCCCACUUUUCAUACUUAUACCUGUAGCUAAGGUUAGGUAGCAGUGAAGAAAGAGGUGCUAUUACCCACCUAACAGUCAGUGAUACAUAUAGCAGAAUGUUAAUUCAUUCUUAGAGUACUCAUAGCACUGAAGAAAAUCAAGGUGCAGUUUAGUUUAGGGUUAAUUAUCAGCUUCUGGCUGCAGGCUCAUUUUGACUCAGUUGUUUAAUAAUAAUGUUUCCUCAUUUUGAACUUCCCUUAGGAUGUAUCAAGACAAGCUGCAGGACUAUAAACAACAGUUACAGAAUUUGAUUGGUGGUAGGUACUUUUAAGAGGGAAAUGGAUGUUCACUUCACCAAGUUUAAAGUAGGCAAAAUUUAGGCAAAGUUUUUCAAGAUUUAUCUUGAGCCAAUGUCUUCAGUUAUCACUGCCUUAAGUGCACAUGUGUGUACACUUGGUGAUCAUUGCUUUUUGUCUUUGUUAUUUAAGCUAAUCCUGCACUGAGAUCUCAAAGGUCAACUCUUUUUUAAACAUAGACGGAUUAUUGCAUUAUACAGUGGAACCUUGAUAUGAUGAAUGGCCAAAGGACUGGCAAAAUAUGUUUGCUAUAACAAGGCUUCAUCAUAUCAAGGUUCUUUUUAACAUAUUUUACUGUUACUGGGACAAAGAAGAAUAUCUUUCUUUAUAUCUUGUUAUAUAGAGAUUAAUUAUAUUGAGUUUCCUUUGUAGCUGCUAAUAGGGAGCUUAAGAAACAACGAUGGCGACAUCAAGGAGAACGGCAAGAAAGCAGUAGGUCAAGAUUAGCAAAACAACAUCUAUGCACGUGCAUCACGCUUUUUUGUACAUUUCUUUGUUGUCACUGUACGACUACAUUGUGAAAAAGCCUAAUUUCACGUUUUGCGGAGGACAUGAACACAAGACGACUUUCUCUGUCUUUUCUUGACCUUUGAAUUUACAUGUUUUAGAAUUCAACUCCAGAAAUAAUUGCCAACUUGACGAAUUAAAUGAGAUGGAAUGAGCACAAUAAAGUUAAAAGCAUCGUGACUUCACUUUUUACGUGACGUUUUCGUAGCCAUCACUGUCAUUGUUGCUUAAGCUCCCUAAUGUUCUCAGUGGAACAAUGCUGUUCUCUGUAAAAUUCAGGGUGCCUAGCUGAUGAUUUUUAUGAAAGUGACUAAGACCUCCUUAUCAGCCAAGAGCCAAAGUAAGGUGCCAGGGGCCACUGGGUAGAGUUAGAGCACAACCCUGGUGAAACCCUGUUUUGUCAAAUUAUUGAUUUCUUUUUUGUUGUAAAUUAGGAAAGCAUCCUGAGUACACUAAAAGGAUGAAUAAACUGGACAUGUUAAGAAGUGAGAGACUUCUCAUUGCAGGUAAAGUAUAUGUAGCUUGACUUCCUUGUAUACCAGGUAACCUGGUGUGCUUGGAAUGAAAAAUUUCCUUUUAAGAGUACUGGUAAAACUAGUGAGACUUUUUUAGCGGUUGUUGAUAAAAAGGUUUUCCAUCUUAGUGAAAGAUUAUUAUUAAGUCACUUUUUAAAUUCACCAUCCCCAUCCCACAAGCGCAAGUCAUAGCUAAUAAUAUGUUAAAAGGUCAUCAUUGUCAUGAAAGAUAUUGUUCUUGGUGGAUGAUGUGUAUAAAGGGUUUCGUUAAUUGUUUGUGUCACGAUUGUGACAUAGACAUUGAUCACCAUGUUUCGACCGUGUACUGCAGGUCUUCAUCAGGCCAUAGUGUCGAUUUACUGAGUAGAACUAUUGUACCACCAUGUUUGUUAGUGAUUGAUGUAUGAUUGUUGGUGGGUUUCGAUCCAAAGCAUUGUUGGCUUUAUUAGAAGAGGAAACUAUUCCCUCAGUGGUCCGUUGUGGUAAUGAUUGGAUGCUAUGCCGUCUGAUCGUCAGCAUCCAUGCGUCAGGAAUCUCAAUUCCACUGUCCCUGUUGAUGUUGUUAGGGUGAAGUCUUAUGUGAAUAGCCUCUUUAACUCUACGAGAAUACCAGUGAGAAUCUUGGUCAAUAAACUUAACCUCGUCCCAGAACGGAUAAUGCGCGGUCUUAUUGACAUUUUCAGAAAUGGCUGAAGUUUGAGUUCUUGAAGGCCAUUUAAUGUAAAUGACCUAAUAAAUGCCCACUUCCAAAUAAAUGCCGCCUGUCUAUGUGAAUUAUUCCAAAAUACUAGGAAUAAGCAAAAUCUUUCAAUUCAUUCUGUUUCUUGCUUGAUUAAAAAGGCUUUGAGAAGUUCAUCUUGUGCAAUGUCGAGUUGAAAGUAAGGAUAGACUAACGAUGGCAACAACAAUAACCCUGAACGAGGAUUCUGACGGCAAUGUGGCAAUUACAAAGAGAGAUAUGGAUCUCUAGACAGCGGAGAGAUAUCAGUUGAUGGAGUGAAUUUUCCGCUAUUUUUAAACUCACUUGAUAUUUUUGCUGAAAGUUUAUUGGUUUGGUUGAGCUUGUUACAGUUAUGAAAAUAUACUCCCCUUCUCUUUAAAUGCCUGCUAUCAAUUAAAUGCCCCUCUUGGACCUCUAAAAUUAAAUAGACACCCCAGGCAUUUAUUAGGUAAUUUAUGGUAUCCCUAUUGUGCCCCUUAAUCUGUUCAUGCAUGUACCUUCCCGUUUGCCAAUGUAUACUUUGCCGCACUCACAAGCAAUCUGAUUCUUGGAUUGUGUGAUGUUAGCUACAAAUGAGUAGGGGUAUCCUUUUGCCCAUUCCACAUGCAUAAGUUAUGGCUUAAGUUAUUAUGUAUUAAAACAAAGGCCAUCCAUUCAUAGCCUGAAUUUCAUCCAAUUAAUUCAGGCUAAUCCAUUCAUUGACAAAUGCAUUGUUGUUGGGUAAGGGUGAGAGAAAAGGUGAUCCCCCCAUCAUGCAUAAACAAAGUGUUUUGAUAAAGACCUGCAGCUGUUUAACUUAACCAUGAAUAGGGGUGUAACAAUUCAUAUUCCUUGCGAUUCUAUUUUGUAAAUGUUUCUUAAUUCUUAUAACAAAAUGCGUAAUGUAAACAACAUGCAACCCUUAACCUUUAAUUUGAGAAUAGUAACAGGGACAGGAGGAUUCACAGUUGCUUGGUCGUUCACUGCCAUGUUUGAGAACCUGACAAAGAGCAUGUCACACAUGGUUUGCCUUAUUUGGAAAUUCUCAAUGGGUGGCUGAAGGACAGCAUUUUUCCAGGAAACACAAAAUGGCAAACGUACUGCAAUCGUCUUUGCUCUUCAAUCAAAAAUGCACAAUUUAAAGCGUUCUGGAUUCUGAUUUUACAAUAUUAUAACUCACUAAGGGCACCCUGGGAAAGGUAUGCACAAAUUGAACCAAAUUAAUUGAAACGUGGAAGCAAAGCUACUUGUGGUGGAUUAAUCUGACUAUUCUGUUUUCAUUUGCAGAAAUAUGCCGAAAGUAUGAGGUUAGUAUUUGAACAGAGGCAUCUUUAUUAUAUGGUUAUGACUACAUUGUAUGUUUUAGUGAUUUAAUAUGGUACUUUGAUAAUGGGUGGUAUUGGUGGGGGGUAAUGGCGUGGCAGUACUGUGUUUUGUACACAUGGAAGUUAUUUACCACUAAUUGCAAACAAAAUUAUGCCUUCAGUGUAUUAGAUAUUUCAAAUUUUGUAAUGUUUUAUAUUUGACUUUUACCCUAGAUUGAGCUGAUCGAGAAAGAAUAUGUUCGAGAACAAAAGGCAGCACAGCAGGAAUAUGAGGUCAGUUAAUCUUUUUCCUUCACAGUAAAACAUCAAAGUAAAGCAUAUUAGCUGGUAAAGGGGUUCAACUUACUUGAAGGCAGUAAAGUUACCAUUCUGAAAGUUUGGGUUUCAAGAACUGCUCUGUUGCUAGCUUGGAUUGUCUAGUGAUCAGUAAUUCCUUAUACUUGCUGGUCAUGCUUAUAAAUAAUCAACUGUUUCACUUGCAGCCAGUUGGGAUUUUCAGCUCCUACGGGGUAAUUUAAAUGAUUUGUUUCAGUUAUUUUCCUUAGCUCUACCCUGUGAGCAGAGGCUACAUAUUCGCUGUGUGAGCUUUUGUGCAAAAAGUAGCCUCUGCUGACAACCGUUCAAAUCUGUCCUGAAAUCUGGACCAAUAAAUUAAAAAACAGGUUUUUUCCUGUUCUUGACCGGUUUAGAGCUUUGCGUGAGUCUUGCGUACUAGCAGAUCAGAGUUAAUGCAAUUCUUUUAUUUCGGUGAUACUCGCGCCAUUUGACGACAGACCUGUGGAUUAAUUUUGCUUGCGAAAAUUUAUGUCAAGGUUUGACAAUUGAACAGUUGUUUCCUUCUGAUUUCUAUAGCAAAAGAAAGUUGAACUGAAGGAAACUCUCCUGAAUGAACUGCAAGAGAAGAAAAAGGUGAUAGAGUCUGAAAGGAUAUCAAUGGAGCUUACUGGAGGUUAGUAUCAAAGUAUAUUUUUGUUCAGAUUGUCCCAUCUUGCCAGCUGCCAGGGCCAGCCAUAUAAUACAGUCAACUCUAUUGUAAGUGACUACCCUUGGCACAUGACAAAGUAGUCCUUCACAGGAGGUGGUUGUGUACAGGAAAAAUCAAGAAAAUAUGCUCAAAGUGAACUGAGUAACGUAAUUACAUAAAGUUGUUACCUUACAAGCUGAAAUUAGGGUUAUAGACUACUAGCAAUAAUGUUUCUCAUCAAAUAGCACUUAGAAUUAUUGUUGAAACUUUGUACAUAUCAUAUUGGAUCAACAUAACAAUACACUUUUUUACCUACAUACAGGAAAAGAUCUUAAGAAUGUUUCUCUUACAAUCAUACGUUCGAUCAUGAUGAGUGGUCGCUUACAAGAAACAGAAAACAAAAGAAUAUGUCAAAUGUCUGGCCUAAAAAGUGGUCGAGACUGUGUGAGAAAAUAGAUGUGGUCUAUUACAAGAGAGUUUUUAAAAAAGCACUUUGACUGAACAGUUAUUUACAAGUGGUGGCUUGUAGGAGGUGGUCCCUUACAAGAAGUGGUCACCAUGAGAGAGUUGACUGUAACAUCAAUAUUAUUACCUGACUAUUUUUAUAAUUCGGCCAUAUGGCCAAAACAGGAUUCAGUAGUGUGGUUUUAAACUGAUAUAUUCAAAUUCUUUGUUGUAGACUCAGUAGAAGUGAAACCUGCUGUUACACGAAAGCUGAGAAGAAGGCCAAAUGAUCCCCUUCCUGCUCCGGAGAAAAGGAGAAAAACCUCUCAUAUCCUUUUCAAUCAUCACAAAACUAGACAAAGUAUUGUGUUCAAAGCAAAAUAAAAUUAUUGCUUUGUUUUUGAUAUUAAAUGGCCUUAACUGAUUCCACCCCAGAUAAAUUACAUGCUUGAUGAAGAAGACAUCAUGGAGGACUUAAAGGCACUCAACAAACUUGUUUCCCUCCCUGGUGAGGUAUGUGAGCUCUCUCUACACUCAACCGCCAGGUACCCUUUGGCGGCACUUAGAACAAUGUGUGUUUCAAACUGUAGCUCACUUCAUAACCAUAGCUAUUAGACUACCUUAACCCAUUUGCGUGUAGCCAACAACCCAGUUUGAAGCUAGUUGCACCAUUUUCUGAUCACCAUCUGACUAAUUUGAGCAAUAUUUUAGCUUAUGUCCCUGAUGCCUCCAUUCAACUUGGAAAAGUUUGGGCAUUUUGGAAGACAAAUUAGAAAGUGACUCUGUCCCUUUUACUUAAACCUUUCACUAUCUCUCCUCCCCACUUGGUUAGCUUUUCUUUCCCUUUUUUCCCCCUUUUUGCUAGGUAUUUACGUAAGGGUUUCUGUUGUGUGAAUGUGUUAACAAAGGCUAGCUGUAAAGGCCUGUGUAGUGUUAAAACGUUUUUAAUCUAGUGAUGACACCUCAAUGGUAAUCUCUGACUCUAAAGUCACAAAGUUGUUUUUUUGGUAGAUAUCCUCAUCUCAGUCUCGAUCAGAGAGUAAAACUGGGAAUAACCGAAUCAAAUCAGGUAUGAUUUCUUACUAUUUCAUUUGUCAACAGCCGAUUGAUUACUAAAUAGCUUAGGUUGCACUAAUUUGAUCCUUUGAAAUGGUUACAUAGUACGUACUUGUAAAUCUUUCUAGGGAAUGGUUCUCAUUCAGAGAUCUCGUACCCAAUUGAAGUCAGAUCUGAAGAUGGGAAGCUGUUUUAUGACAAAAAAUGGCAAGUUCAUAUUCUCAAGAAAAACAUAAUCAUCAAAUUUUAUUGUCUCUCUAGCUGGUACAACAUGUUUAGAAUCACUAUUAUUACUUUUUUCUCACCAGGUUUCACAAAGGAACUGGAGUAGUUGUGGAGACAAGAGAAAAUGGGAGAUACAGGUGAAUAUUGGGACUGUAUUGAUUUAGAGAAAAUGCAGUGAUUACAUACUGCUCUUAUUUUUAAGUAUUUUGAUUAACAUGGGCAGAGGUGCCCAAUAGCUCGUGUUGGUAUUUUUUCUAUAUAUAAGCCACACCUUAAGUAAAGUAUUCUUCUUUUUCAGUGGUGUCCUUCAUUCCAUUGGUCAGUCAGAGGUGAGGCAUUUUUUUAACAGUCCUGUGCAGAAUUUGCAAAUGAGUUAUGUUUGGAGUGUGCAAGGAAAGUCAUGUCCGAUAGCCUGAGGCUAGUGGGUCUUUUUGCAACUGGGGUAGUGAAUUACCUUCUUCAUUUUGGGGGGGGGGGGGGGGGGGGGGGGAAUUCAAAUAAGAAAAUUGUUAAAAGGGGAAUCGUUUUUUUUUUUAAACUUUCCCUUUUUUUUUUGUGAAAUUAGCGAAAUUUACCCUUUUUAACAAGUUACAUUUUUUAACCCCCUUACUCUGCAACAAGAAAACUAACACACCAAAAUUUCAUUUUGGGGGGGGGGGGGGGGGGGGUGAAUUCAAAUAAGAGAAGUGUUAUAAGCUGAAUCGUUCUUUUGUUUAAACCUUGCCUUAUGUUUUAGUGAAAUUAGAGCAAUUUCACCUAUUUAACAAGUUUAAUGUUUUAACUCACUAGAUCUGGAUCAAGAAAACUGACAACACCAAAGUCCGCAUAUACAUAUCCUCACUUAUCAAGGGAAAAUUUCACCUCAAGAAGAAGAGCACAUCAAGCAACAGCAAUCAUCAUCCUAGUUCAUCACCUGCAUUAUCUCAAACCAGUAAUACAUAA
Molecule: messenger RNA, 9727 nt
Organism: Porites evermanni
Lineage: Eukaryota; Metazoa; Cnidaria; Anthozoa; Scleractinia; Poritidae
Source: the annotation of a GenBank genome assembly